Messenger RNA from Peniophora sp. CBMAI 1063, 750 nucleotides. The record is from the annotation of a GenBank genome assembly. Lineage: Eukaryota; Fungi; Basidiomycota; Agaricomycetes; Russulales; Peniophoraceae.
AUGCCCGUCCUCAGAGACUCCCGCUCGCGCUCACGUACGCACUAUGGACCCGCCGAGCCAUACAUCCCACACCCACUCCUCGUCGCGCACGCCGGGCGCACCGUCGCCGUCCCGCGCACCGCAGUCUACAUGCAAACGCUCUGGAACAUCAAGACUUCAUUCCGAGCACUUCAAGGCGUCGACGUCUCGCGCCUCGUUAUUAAGAGCAAGGCUAUACCCGGCUGCGAAGGUGUCAACGCCGAAGUAUCGGCUGCGCUUUGGCCGGGUGUUGCGAGUAGGAUCGGCGCGUUGGAGAUUGUCGUGGAUGAGGAGGGCGGAGACGAAGUGAAGGUGGAGGACGUGCAGAACGAGCCGUCCGAAGCUAGCGAAGCAACCCCAGCGCCCGACGCCGACAACGAGCGCCCGAUCCCGCGCGCGCCUUCUCCAGCUCCGCACCAAGACCAAAUCUUCGUCAAAACCCUCACCGGCCGCACCCUCACCUUCUACGUCGACCUCAGCAUCUCAGCGAAGGCCUUGAAAGCUCUCGUCGCCGUGCGCGACGUAGGCACCAACCGCAGUGCUGAGAGGUGGUGCCUCGCGCACGCCUACUCCGGCGUCAAGCUGUUGCCCGAGCGCACGCUCGCCGGGAAUAAGGUCCGCAAAGAGUCUACGCUGCAGAUGGUACCGCAGUGUGGUGGAUCGGCGUGGUGGCCGCUUGAUCCCACUGGUAUGGUCGCCUUGUUGAAUAGAGCUGGAGUUACGCGUGUCUAA